Molecule: messenger RNA, 7472 nt
Organism: Salvelinus namaycush (lake trout)
Lineage: Eukaryota; Metazoa; Chordata; Actinopteri; Salmoniformes; Salmonidae
Product: lysine-specific demethylase 6B-like
Exons: 20
Coding region: 293-5818 (1841 amino acids)
Biological process (GO): regulation of gene expression; heart development
Cellular component (GO): MLL3/4 complex
Molecular function (GO): histone H3K27me2/H3K27me3 demethylase activity; chromatin DNA binding; RNA polymerase II cis-regulatory region sequence-specific DNA binding
Source: RefSeq, a predicted model, not a curated record
AGGAGCAGAGGAGAGGGAAGAGAGGAAGAGGAGAGGACUGGGGGAGGAGAGAGGAAAGAGGAAAGGGAGAGGAGCCAAGGGGUGUGUGGAGCAGAAAGAACGAAUAAAAGAAGAGAACAAAAGGAGAGUGCAGCAGAGGGAGAGGACGCCUGUUCUGUUUAACAGGACUUCAGGCUGAAGCUGAAGUGGGCUGCUGCCUCUGUCCCUGAGUGAGUGGCGUCUUCACACCGAGAGCACACAGACGGUGUCCCCUCCUCCCUCUCUCUUUCACAGCACUCAGCAGCAAGGCUGAAUGUAUCACCCAGCAGAGCAGUAUCAUGGACGUAACACCAGGGACUCCUACCCUGCUGGAGGACCUCACAGAGGAACAUGGGCCCCCGUCAACAGUCGCCCCUGGGGCCCUCCAAACAGGUACAACGGAGGAAUCAACCAAUCCCAGCACAUUAACAAGAUUUAUGACAGAGGGGCCAGUCCCUCCUUCCAUGUCCAGGGAAGGGGCCCUCAAAGGGACCAGAGAUCAGGAACACGACCCUGGGCCCAGAAAGACCAGGCUUAUGAGACCCAGGGCUGGCACCAGGACUCCCCACGGUCAUUUCAAAACCAUGGCCACAGCCAGGGGGGCUACCAAACAGGACCGGGGGAACCCUACACCAUCUGGAACUUUUACAACAACCAGCCUCCCAGGUAUGGGGGUCCCCACCAGCACCAACGGCCCAGAGAUCCCCCCGGAGACCUGGGCUCCCCAGCAGAGAGGUGGGCCACCUCAGACCGCUCCAGGGCCUUCCCAGGCAGGAUGAUAGACCAGGGACCAGGACCAUGGAAGCGCCCGCCCCCCCACAAGCACCACCGUGGCCAACCUCCACACCGCUCCCCGCACUCACAGCACUCUCCGCCCCCCAAGGAUGACUGCCCUGCCAAGAGGAGCAGGAGCUCCGGCCCUGAGCAGCCCUCUCACCGUGGCUCAAAGCAUUUAUCUGGACCAGACCAGCCACACUCACCACCCCACUACCUCCCUCCCAAACAAGGUUUCUGGAACCAAUCAUAUGACAGACCUGGUUCUCGCACCCAUGCUGACAGGAGGAGCUCGUCUACCGAGUUACAAGAAUCCAUCAAGUCAAGAUUAGGGCGUUUCAACUACAGUACACAUCAUUCUACCCAUAGUCCAGUUCCCCAGGUCCCCUUCGAUGGUCAAGGCCCCCCUCCUUCCUCCUAUCCCCGCCACCCUCCUCCUUCCCAGCCCUGUGGCGGCAGCAGACCCCCCCACCAUGGAUCCUGGGCGGAGGUGGAUGGCCAGUCCCAGCCCCCCUCCUCACCAGCAGAACACACCGGCGUGCCUUACAGCCAGCACCACCAGCGCCCCCCAUCACCCCCCUCAGUACCUCAGCACAGCCCCCCAGCUCCACGCUCCCACAGACAGAAGAGGGAUCAGACUCCCUCCCAGCCCUCUGCUACAGAGCCUCCCCACCGCAACAGCAGCCACAGAGUUUUAGGCUCCACAGCCCUGAGCUCCUCCUGCCCCUCUGGCCUCUCCAGCUCCACCACUCCUAGUAAGGCCAGUGGGAAGAAAGACCCUCCACCCAAUCAGAGGAGUCCUGACACUGGCGCUGGCACACCCCAUAAACGGGGACCAAGGACCCCCUCACCCAGUCCCACUCCUCCCCCUCUCUCUGCCUCCCGCACAGGGCUAGGCUCAGAGCCCCAGACCCCACCCAGCUCUCCCCAGGACAGACCUACUGUCAACAACAACAGACCUACUGUCAACAAGCCAGGGCUGCAGCCUCAUCGACACAAACAGACAGAGAGGACCCAUAAGGAUAAAGAAAGUAGAGCGGAGAGAGGCGAGGUGGGAAAGAGGGAACCAACGAGGAAGAUGGAGAAGAAGAAAAGGAGAAAGGAGAAAGAAGAGAAAAGGGAGGAUGGGGUAAAGAAUAAGUUGAGGGACAAGGUGGAGAGAAAAAAUAGGAAAGAGGAAGGUAGGAAGACGGAGAAAAGGGAGGAGAUUCUUAGGGCUAAGCAGCUGGAGAAAGCAGAGAUGGGAUACUCAAAGUACCCACAUGAAUCAUCCCUCCCUCCAUCAGUACGGCCUUCCUCCCCUAAGACUCAGUCUGGAUCUAGGGUUCCAGGGAAGCCAGGUCAACCCUCCCAGACACCAUCCACCGCUGGCAAACACAGACACAGGGAGAAGGGCCAAGGAAGAGGUGGAAAGUCCCAUGACCACAGCUCUCCAAAUACCUCAGAGACAGUCCCACCUGCUGGCCCGCUUGCCGCCCAUCCUAGCCAACCCUCACCACAUCCAUCCAAACACAAAAAGUCAGGGAGGGGAGGGACCCUGUACAAGUCAAACCCAGCUCAACCCAAACACCCCGUCAAGGGCUCACCACUGCCAGCCUGUCCCCCACCCACCACCACCACCACCACCAUUAACAACAACAUCAGCAGCACCAGCAAGACCAGUAAGACCAGUCCUCAGCCCACCAGCCCUCCAAAACCUUCUAAAUGCAGCACAGAGGGGAAGGCUGAUUCUACCCCCUCCACACUCUCAUCCAAAACCCCAGCAGCUCCCACUGUGGCUGGGUCAGGGGGGUCCAUCCCAAGCCAGCAGGACCAGACAGAGACAAUGGGUGUGUGUCCAGAGGGGGGGGUCCUACGGGCCCCAGAUCUCCAGCCUGCGGCGGGGGUGGGCAGUGUGGAGGAGCUGGGAGACAACCCCCCCGCCAGCCCCCCUGUGCUUAGCUGGCAAGGCUCCCCAGCAUCAGCCCUGAGUGAGGAAGAAGAGGAGGAAGAACAGGGAGGAGUGAUGAGGAGACCCGUCCUGCAGCCCAGCCCCACCCACAGCCCGUCCAUCUCACCCCCCCAUGGGAACUUAGAGGGGCUCAAUGAGAAGGCAGAGGGGGUCAGUGAGGGGAGGGGUGCUGAUGAGCUUCGCCAUAGCGACCUGGCCAAGCUCUAUGGCCUGCCUGAUACUCCCAAUGGAGUGGAAGAGGAGGAUGAGGAAGAGGAGGACAGUAGUGGGGAUACGUCAUCCAGCUCUUUGCCUCCCCGUCGGCCACACCUCCACCAGACAGGAGUGGCUGAUGUCUUCAAGUCUUUGGCCUCGUUCCUGGGGGGCCAGAGGUACACAUAUCGGGGCGGUCCAUUUGGGCGUCCUCCUCCUAGAUCCAUGGGAGGAGUGAAGUACUCUUCCUCCCUCGCCAUGGAUCCGGAAACCAACUGUCAGGACCAGCAGUGUCCCUCCCCGACAUCCGACUCCACCACGCCCCCAAGACUCACUACCCAAUCACCCACUCACACUACCUCAGAUCCGCCUUCCAAACCCCGUCCUCCCUUAGACCUCAACCAACCACAACUCUCUGUGGGGGAGCGCACGAAACAGAAGCACGCGAGAUUGGAGGAGAUUCAGAAUGAGAGAAAGAAGGAGAGGACUAAGGGUGUAGACAGCGGGGAGACAGCCGGGUCUCUGAGCGCUGAGCUGAGAUUGACCACCACACACCGGCUCCCUGCCACCACCAAGGAGGAGCGGGGGCAGAGGGAGGUAUGCAGGCGGACAGGCAGGAAGAGGGUACAAAGAGGUGCAGAUGGAAACAGGGAAGAGGAUGGGAAAAGGAAGAGAAGGAAACAAGAUAGCAGUCAUCAGAGGAGUGGAGGCAAUGAAAAGAAGAAGAUGGAAGAAAAGAGAGACAGAAAAUCAGCCUCCUCCAUUACGUUGUCCUCAUCUACAUCACCCCCCAGUAGCCCGGUCAAGCAGCUCAAAGACAGUAAGAAGAGCCGUCCUAUUCAGGGGAACCUUGGCCUCCAGAGCAACCUCGGCCUCCAGAGCAAAGACAUCCAGGGACAGAAAGACAAGGCGCACACAGGAAACACUGAGCAGGGGGCACAAUCGACAGUGAGGAAGGAGGAGAGGUGCAGUGAGCCUGAAACCAUGACGUCCACACCAGGCAGCAACACAGACCCAGUGGCAACCGCAACUAGCACCAUCAACACCCCCUCUACUGCUACCCCGGCCCCGCCUGCUGCCCCAGUGAGGAGGACCCCCUGUCCCCUGGCUGCUGCUGAUUUCCUGAAGCUGAAGGCCCUGUCCAUGGGCCCUCCCAAGGAGCUGAAGAUCCGUCUGAUCAAGGUGGAGAGUGGAGACAGAGAGACGUUCAUCGCCUCCGAGGUCGAGGAGCGCAGGAUCCCCCUAGGAGAGGUCAGCAUCAGACACACAGCCAGCGAGGUCAUCAGGGCCUGCAAGGGGGCGAAGGUGAAGGGGAAGUUUCGGGAGUCCUAUCUGCUCCGUGCUUUCUCUGUCAAGCCUGUUCUCAUCACCGACCCACCCAUCCCACGAGAGAAGCUUAAUCCCCCCACACCAAGCAUCUAUUUGGAGAGUAAGAGAGAUGCCUUCUCCCCAGUCCUCCUCCAGUUCUGUACUGAUCCCAAGAACCCUGUCACUGUCAUCCGAGGCCUGGCUGGAUCCCUCAGACUCAACCUGGGUUUGUUCUCCACUAAGUCUCUGGUGGAGGCCAAUGCGGAGCAUGCUGUGGAGGUGAGGACCCAGGUACAGCAGCCUGCUGAUGAGAACUGGGACGCCACUGGUUCAGGCCAGACCUGGCCUUGCGAGAGCAGCCGCUCACACACCACCAUCGCCAAGUACGCCCAGUACCAGGCCUCCAGCUUCCAGGAGAGCCUCCAGGAAGAGAAGGACAGUGAGGAUGAGGAUAAGGAAGAACAAGAAGAGAAGCAGGCUCCGUCCUCUGACCCAUCAACCACCGCUGCGUCUGGCGCCAGCAAAGCCAACCCUACUGUGGUUGCUAGCAAAGUCGGCCCUACCCCUAUUGCUAACACACUGAGGCCAGAGGCAAAAUCGACUGGAAAUAUCAUCAAAUUCGGCACCAACAUCGACCUCUCUGAUCCUAAGAGGUGGAAGCCCCAGCUGCAGGAGCUGCUGAAGCUACCAGCCUUCAUGCGUGUGGAGUUCAAUGGAAACAUGCUGAGCCACGUGGGACACACCAUCCUGGGCAUGAACACCGUCCAGCUCUACAUGAAGGUCCCCGGGAGCCGCACGCCUGGCCACCAGGAGAAUAAUAACUUCUGCUCUGUGAACAUCAACAUCGGCCCGGGGGAUUGUGAGUGGUUUGCAGUCCAUGAGCACUACUGGGAGCACGUCAACAACUUCUGUGAGAAGCAUGGAGUAGACUACCUGACGGGGUCCUGGUGGCCUGUUCUGGAGGAUCUGUACCGCUCCAACAUCCCGGUGUACCGCUUCAUCCAGAGACCAGGGGACCUGGUAUGGAUCAACGCAGGGUCCAUCCACUGGGUGCAGGCUGUGGGCUGGUGCAACAACAUCGCCUGGAAUGUUGGACCUCUCAACUCAUACCAGUAUCAGCUGGCUCUGGAGCGCUUUGAGUGGAACGAGGUCAAGAAGGUCAAGUCCAUCGUUCCCAUGAUCCAUGUCUCCUGGAAUGUGGCCCGCACUAUCAAGAUCACAGACCAAGAAACCUACAAGAUGGUCAAACAUUGUCUCCUACAGUCCAUUAAGCACAUCCAGAUUCUGAGAGACCAGCUGGUUGCUGCAGGGAAGAAGAUCUCUUAUCAGAGCCGUGUGAAGGACGAACCAGCCUACUACUGCAACGAGUGUGACGUGGAGGUGUUUGACCUGCUGUUUGUGACCAGUGAGUAUGGCAAUAGGAAGACCUAUAUGGUGCACUGUGAGGACUGUGCCCGGACUGUGUCCAAGAGCCCCUCGCUGGCAGGAGUUGUGGUGCUGGAGCAGUACCGCAUGGAGGAGCUGAUGAGAACCUACGACAGCCUCUGUGUGACUCCAUCACCCUGCUCCAAGUGAGGCCUCCUUCCUGUUGUGCAACAGCCAUAACCAAAACUCCUACACAGUGGUAGCACAGACGGUGUCUUCAAGGAAUACUACUACUGCGAACACUUGGUGAACAGCCAACCAUGUUUACUCAGUAUGUUUACAUCACAGUAAGAUAUCGUCCGUCAGCCAAUUGAAUUCCAGCUCACUGUCUUCCCCUCCUACCAGCUGCUGAUUGGACUUGAGUCUUGAGAUAGAAUGACUAGACUGGUACUACUACUCGUUAAAAACAUGUCAGACAACUACAGAAAAUGUGAACAUAGUUAGCACUGAAAAUCAGGUCUUAUUUAAAACGGACACUGCUGUGAUUCAAAAGCGUCAAGUAGCCGGUAUAUGGUGCAUUAAUUCAGGUACUUUUAUGCAAAUCCAAUGGAACUUUUUUACACCAAUCUAGUUAUUCUAUGUCCAUGAAUUUACUGUGUUGCGACGCUAACAGCAGGGGAAUCGCUUCACUAGCAAAGUAGCCAAUAGUCUCAAUGAAAUGACAUUGUUUUGGUUAUGUUUUCUAUUCAGGUGAACUCUGACAUUUAUGAUUCCUGUCUGUAUACUCUUUGGGGUGCUAUUUCCAUUUCAUUUAUUCUGACCUAGGUAUUUCAAAAGUUUAACCAGCCUAGAAGUACACCUCAUUGGCCUUGCGAACUGUAUUUAGAUGAAAUGAAAGGAAAUAAUGCAAACAUGCAGAUAACGUUUUCGAAAGCAUUAGGAAUAUUCAUUUAAGAAAUACGGGUUUACUAGAGGACUAAUCUGGUUUCACUCUUUGUUGGAAAUCGAGUCUGUUUUAUUGUGAUUUUUGUUUUUGCAUAAUAAUCCUAAAUGAUGUUUGGUAGAGAGAGAUGUGAUUGCUACAAUAUACCCUAAAGAGGAUCCCCUUCCUUUUUCUUUUGAUAAAUGGUAUUGUUCUCCCUGUUUUUAUACCUCUUUUUUGGUUGCUAUCUCCUUCUUUUCUGGAUUACAGAGAAAAUUAAGAAUUGUAAAUUGUUACUUUAUUUAUACAUGUAUAUGUUUUUUUUCUUAAAUGUAUUUAUUGCAUAUUGAUGGUGCUUCUCUGGGGACACCAGCUAUUUUUAAAGUUUCCUAUUGUGUGUGGACAGGGAAGGGCCAACAGGGGGAGGUUGGAUUUUAAUGGUGCUCAACCCCCUCUUGCCUCGCCACCCCUCACUAACUGUGUAUAAAUGAUCUAUGAAUAUAAGUAAAUGAAUAUAACUGAAACCGACAGGUUGGUGCUUAGAACCCGCGUCAUUACGCUUACUGGUAAAUGAAUAGAAUGAUGUCUUUGUACUGUAUCUAACUGAUAAAAACAAUACCUUUUUCAACUUUUUUGCAUUAUAUGAAAUUCAUAAAAUUGUGACGCAUUUGUGAUUUUAUGAUGGACAUUAGCAGUAUUUGUAGUUUUAGCCACUUUUGAACGAGACUUUUAGGGAUGUAUAGCGAGGUGUGGGUUUGGGUUCCUUCAGUGUUCUGUCCUCAUGAGUAUCAUUUCAAGGUUGUGAUCUUGCUCUCCUCUGACUGUUUAUUGAAGCUGCACUGUUUUAAAAGAAAAUAACUCCUAUUGAAGGAGGCCUGAUCCAGACCCGUCUCAAACACUCUGUGAUGUUUCUGUGACAUUAUUGUGAGUAAUAUUAAUCAA